UCUAUUGCCAGAAACGCGAAUAUUACCAGAGAAAAGUUAGUCAGUUUCGCGAAAACCCAGACGGUGCUGAUGCUGCCUGAUGAGAGGGAAUACAAACUUGCAAAGACAAUUUUGAAGUGGAACGAUGUUCUGCUGUCCGUUCUUGAAGCGUUUUAUGUCCAUUACCUAUGUGACUACCUCUACCAGCUAGCUUGCACUUUCACUGAGUUCUAUGACGGUUGCUACUGCAUAGAGAGGAACUCAUCUGGUGACAUAGUGAACAUUCGUAUGGAACGCAUGGUUUUGUGUGAAAUGACCGCCGAUGUGUUGGCAGUUGGCUUGGGUAUCUUAGGCAUAAGAACUAUUGAAAAGAUGUAG
Soboliphyme baturini is the source of this 357-nucleotide messenger RNA. NCBI's taxonomy places the organism in Eukaryota, Metazoa, Nematoda, Enoplea, Dioctophymatida, Soboliphymatidae. The record is from the annotation of a GenBank genome assembly.